AUGUGUCAGGGCGAGAGAGAGAUCACCGUCCUGCCGAGGAGGAAGGCAGACGAGCUGGACGCCGCCGAGAUGACGUCGUCCUCGUGCUGUUCGUGUUUCAUCAGUUUGAAGGACCGAUGUCCUCGACCGCGGGGACUCCUCAACCUCCUCGUCACCAAAGUGUGUCUGUUCGCCCUGCUGUUCGGAGUCGUCUGGUCCAUCACAGGAAGUGAAUGUCUGCCGGGAGGGAAUCUCUUCGGCAUCGUCAUCCUCUUCAUCUGCUCUGUGCUCGGAGGGAAGCUGGUGGGAAUGAUCCAACUGCCCACGCUGCCCCCCUUCCCCCCACUACUUGGCAUGCUGUUGGCAGGUCUGGUGCUGCGUAACGUUCCUUAUAUAACCGAGGCCGUCUACAUCGACACUCACUGGUCUGCAGCUCUGAGGAACAUCGCCCUGUCAAUCAUCCUGACCAGAGCCGGGCUGGGCCUCGACCCCUCGGCGUUGAGCCGUCUGAAGGCAGUGUGUGUGCGCGUGGCCGUCUCUCCCUGCGUGGUGGAGGCCUGCACCAUCGCCGUGGUUUCUCACUUCCUGUUGGGGCUGCCGUGGGUUUGGGGCUUCAUACUGGGUUUUGUCCUGGCUGCAGUGUCUCCGGCGGUGGUCGUGCCGUCCAUGCUGCUCCUGCAGAGGGAAGGAUACGGAGUGGAGAAGGGGAUCCCCACCCUGCUGAUGGCUGCCGGGAGCUUCGAUGAUAUUUUGGCCAUCACAGGUUUCUCCACCUGUUUGGGAAUCGCCUUCUCUACAGGUGCGAUGUGGAUGAACAUACUGAAGGGUCUGUUGGAGGUGGUGGGGGGGGUCGUAGCCGGACUGAUCCUGGGUGUGUUUUUAUGCUGCUUCCCCAGCAAAGACCAGGAGGACCUGGUGUUGAGGAGGACCCUCAUGUUGUUGGGUCUGUCCAUGUUUUCGGUCUUCUUCAGUCAUGUUAUAGGUUUUGCUGGAGCCGGCGGUCUCAGUACUCUGGUUCUGGCCUUCCUGGCUGCUCUGGGCUGGAAGGCCGACAAGGCGCCGGUGGCCGCCAUGGUGGGUCGCUCUUGGGAUGUUUUCCAGCCUCUCCUCUUUGGUCUGAUUGGAGCAGAGAUCACCAUCAAAUCCCUGAGCCCCAGCACUGUGGGUCUUGGUCUCGCCUGUAUCAGUAUCGGUCUGGUGAUCCGCCUGCUCGUCACCUACCUGGUGGUUCAUUUUGCAGGAUUCAACCUGAAGGAGAAACUGUUCAUCUCUGUGGCCUGGCUGCCUAAAGCCACCGUACAGGCUGCUAUCGGCUCCAAGGCGUUGGACAUGGCGAGGGAACAGGGGGAUGAGACAUUAAUAAAGUUUGGUUCGGACGUGUUAACGUUAGCCGUGUUAGCUAUCCUGACCACAGCUCCCAUCGGAGCGCUGGGCAUCGGCCUGGCAGGACCACGCCUCCUGGCUCGACAGGUCAAAGCAGAUGAGACAGAAGGCGGAGCGACAUCUCAGAGCAGCAACAGGGCUGAGAAAGAUCCGGAAAAAGAUAGCGUGACCCUUGAGAGCAAGCUAUGAGGCAGAGGAAAGUUAAAUAUUAUACACUUUAUGUACACACCUUAUGUCGAUGAUACUCUUUGUAGCUGCAGAUAUGUUUUUGUUGUAUAUUUAUUGUGUUUCUUAUGCUGUAUUGUGCUUUUACUAACU
Messenger RNA from Scomber japonicus (chub mackerel), 1680 nucleotides. Its product is annotated as sodium/hydrogen exchanger 9B2. Gene Ontology annotation, molecular function: antiporter activity. Gene Ontology annotation, biological process: proton transmembrane transport. The coding region runs from base 1 to 1551 and encodes 516 amino acids. The record is from RefSeq and is a predicted model, not a curated record. The transcript has 13 exons. Gene Ontology annotation, cellular component: membrane. Lineage: Eukaryota; Metazoa; Chordata; Actinopteri; Scombriformes; Scombridae.